UCGUCUCUGUUUCAAGAGCAGUGCGAGUGUGUGUACAUCGAGCUAACGAAUGAAAGACGACCAAGAUCGACCCUGUGUCCAUCACGUCGCCGUACAUUCACCCUACGUACCUGCAGGGAAUUAAAGGAUAUUUCGUCCGAGAGGUCCCCACAUUUCAAGAGAAGACGAAAGCCUUAUUUGGAAAUCUUAUGGACGAAGAAAUGAGUCGCCAGACUGCCACCGCGCUGCCCACAGGAACCUCCAAAUGCCCCCCCUCCCAGCGCGUGCCCACCCUGUCAGGCACCACCGCCUCCAACAGUGACCUGGCCAGCCUGUUCGAGUGUCCUGUCUGCUUCGAUUAUGUCCUACCCCCCAUCCUGCAAUGCCAGUCGGGACACCUGGUAUGCUCCAACUGUCGGCCCAAACUUACCUGUUGCCCCACCUGCCGAGGCCCCCUGGGCUCCAUCAGGAACCUGGCCAUGGAGAAGGUGGCCAACUCUGUCCUCUUCCCCUGCAAGUACGCCUCAUCGGGCUGCGAAGUCACCCUGCCUCACACCGACAAGACGGAGCACGAAGAGCUGUGCGAGUUCCGGCCGUACUCCUGCCCCUGCCCCGGAGCCUCCUGCAAGUGGCAGGGCUCUCUGGACGCCGUCAUGCCUCACCUGAUGCACCAGCACAAGUCCAUCACCACGCUGCAGGGGGAGGACAUCGUGUUCCUGGCCACAGACAUCAACCUGCCGGGCGCCGUGGACUGGGUAAUGAUGCAGUCGUGCUUCGGCUUCCACUUCAUGCUGGUGCUGGAGAAGCAGGAGAAGUACGACGGCCACCAGCAGUUCUUCGCCAUCGUGCAGCUCAUUGGGACUCGCAAGCAGGCCGAGAACUUCGCGUACCGGCUGGAGCUGAACGGCCACCGGCGCCGCCUGACCUGGGAAGCCACGCCGCGCUCCAUCCACGAGGGCAUCGCCACGGCCAUCAUGAACAGCGACUGCCUGGUGUUCGACACGUCCAUCGCACAGCUGUUCGCCGAGAACGGCAACCUGGGCAUCAACGUCACCAUCUCCAUGUGCUAAGAACUUCGAGAGAAAGAAGGGGGUCAACAACAACAACAACAUUAAAAAAAAAAGUUACAGAUUGUUUCCCAGUGGGGGGAGGCGAAGGGGGGAGGGGGGUGCAUUUUAAGAGUGCGGGGGGGGGGGGAGGAGGGGUCAAAUCAGUUGUGACCUCACAGCGCCCUCUCUCUCUGUCUCUCUCUCUGCCUCACCCCCUUGAGAUAGACUUUGACGUGGAACUCGGACUGUCUGAUGGGGCAGCCGUUGGAGGCCCAGGGGGUGGGUGGGAUGGAUGAUGGAUGGAUGAUUGGAUGGAUGGAUGGAGACAGAUGAGUGGAGGAAUGGAGAAUAAAAAAAAAAAACACAAGGACAUAACUGUAGUGAUGGCUAUAGCCUUAUAAACACACACAUAUAUAUAUAAACAUAUAUAUGUGAGACACGUGCACGCUCACGCCGUCUCGCCCUCUCUCUCUUCGGUCAUAAACACGGACACAAAGUGACAAGCUGUUCAGUCAAACUCUCUCGUCUCUUUGUCAGCGUCUCUUCUCAGUGACUACCCCCCCCCCCUCCCCUCACCACUCCUGCUUCUUCUCACUCUUAUUUCAUUUUUUUUUUUUUUGUUGUCUCUCUCUCUCUUUCAAACCUCGUCUUUCACCCUGAGACAUUUCAGACACUACAGGUCUCCAGUCUUUACUCCCACCGAGACGCUAGAGGCUGGUCAGCGGAGCAGCUCUGUGAACCUGACAGCUACACACACCGAGGAAGACUCAAGCUAUGUAUUUCAACCACGGACUCUUGGUCAGUGCUAGGCAGUUAGCCAGCUAUCUAGCCCCCCCCCCCAUAUCCUUGCCCCUACACACAGACACACCUCCUCCUCCUCCUUUUUGUUUCACCUCAGCAGCACCUGCUGGAUCAAACGGUUCACACACGCAUCUCCGACACCUGCAGGGGUGCGACGGCUCAAACUGGACCCCAGAGCCUCAUGAAGUUGUUUUUUUUACUUUUUUUUUUUUUUUACCUCCCUCAGACUCCGGUAUUUAUUUUCACCUGUGACCGACAUGGCUAUGGAUUUCUUUUUUUCGGUCAAGAAGUGGCGACAUCGGCGGAGUUCUGACACGCACACAAAAACACACCCACAGACACACACACACACACACACACCUGUUGUAUAUGUUUCAGACUGCGUGUGCACAGGUGGAUGAAAUGUGCGUGUGAUGGAGAAACGGAGGGGUCUGUUUGUUUUGUUUUCUUCUGUUUGUUUGUGAGGAAGAAGGAAAAACACUGCAUUUCAGUCGAGUCAAAGUUUUUUCUUUCCGGGUUUAUGCUUCAAUUUGUCUCGUUUCUUGUUAAUUAUUGUAGUUGUCUUCUACUUUUUUUGUAUGAGAGAGAAGAACUCUGGUGUGUGUGUGUGCGUGCACGUGUGUAUGUGUGUGUGUGAGGGAUGAACAUCACACAUGGCAAGAAGCCUGCUCACUCCCCCCCCCCCCCCCCCCCCCCCCCCCCGCUCUCACUCUACUCUGCCUCCAUCUCGUUCUGUCUGCCAGCGUCGGCCUCAACCACUGAUUGACUGAUCAACCCAAACAGGAAUGAGGGACAGUUUCUACCGUUACAAUGUUGCUAUUGUUAUUAUUAAAUGGAGAUUAUCAUAAUUAUCAUUUUUUGUAAUGACUUUUAAAAAGCAAAAAUUAAAAAGGCAGUUGUAAAACUCGUGGCUAAACUUCAGUGUUUGUAGAUAAAAAGCAAGUUGUAUUGUUCUUAUGAAAAGUUUGUUCCACCUCCCCCCCCUCCCCUCGAGUUGGAUUGUUUUUCCCUCAUCUAUUUGUCUCUGUCCUCUUUUGUUUGUGUGGUAAGUCUCUCUCUUUUUUUUUCUUUUUUUGUCUAUGAGGAGGGAGGGAGGUGAAGCCAAUCAUCUCUCCCUUCCUCUUCAUGUGGAGUCUCAGUAAUGUUGCUGC
Messenger RNA from Scomber scombrus (Atlantic mackerel), 2980 nucleotides. It is a transcript of the gene siah1, whose product is annotated as siah E3 ubiquitin protein ligase 1. Lineage: Eukaryota; Metazoa; Chordata; Actinopteri; Scombriformes; Scombridae. The coding region runs from base 189 to 1049 and encodes 286 amino acids. Gene Ontology annotation, biological process: proteasome-mediated ubiquitin-dependent protein catabolic process; multicellular organism development. The record is from RefSeq and is a predicted model, not a curated record. Gene Ontology annotation, cellular component: cytoplasm. Gene Ontology annotation, molecular function: zinc ion binding; ubiquitin conjugating enzyme binding; ubiquitin protein ligase activity. The transcript has 5 exons.